AUGUCUGGUCUUCUGGGAAAAGUGGCCGAUCAACUGUCCGGGCAGAAGCUAUCUCAACCUUCGAGCGGAUCAUCGGGACUCAUGCACAAAAUGACGGAUGCCUUGACCGGUCAAAAGCAUCCCCAAGACUCUCAGAACUAUACUCAGAUGUAUGGAAACAAUCAGCCAGCAGGACCUUACGCCGCGGAAGGAUACCUGACGGGCCAGUUUAUUCGUCCGGAAAGUCAGGAGCACUAUCAGCCUCCCUAUGGGCAGGGACAUGGAAAUUAUAACGCCCCGAGUGGUGGCUUUGGAGGCUACAACGAUGGAAGAGACUUCUACCCCAGCCAAUCUCACAACGGCUAUCCUGGUGGCCCUGUUCCCCACGGAGGCGAAUAUUCCUCUCAUCAGGAUCCUUACGCCAGACGUGAUGCGUCGGAUGGCCAUGGUCACCGCAACGAGCAUCGAAGGGAAUAUCCUGAGCGCAGCCACAACACCCCAGGUGGCUACACAGGCCAUGGCGAGUACAGAGGCGGACAUAAUGGUCCAGUAAAUUAUGGCGGAGGCCAUGAUGAGCGAGGUGCCUCUUACAACAACAACGGACAUGGCGGCUACGAAAGUGGUUACGGGCAACACGGAGAAAGUUAUCACGGUGGCCAUUGA
Penicillium subrubescens is the source of this 642-nucleotide messenger RNA. RefSeq lists its product as uncharacterized. Lineage: Eukaryota; Fungi; Ascomycota; Eurotiomycetes; Eurotiales; Aspergillaceae. The transcript is spliced from 2 exons. Bases 1 to 642 code for a protein of 213 amino acids. The record is from RefSeq and is a predicted model, not a curated record.